Messenger RNA from Aphanomyces astaci, 378 nucleotides. RefSeq lists its product as hypothetical. The record is from RefSeq and is a predicted model, not a curated record. The transcript has a single exon. Lineage: Eukaryota; Oomycota; Saprolegniomycetes; Saprolegniales; Verrucalvaceae. Bases 1 to 378 code for a protein of 125 amino acids.
AUGCUCGAAUCCAAGAUUGGAGAAAAUGGCCUCGGCCAAUCACAAGACCGACAACAGCCCACAGAUGGCACCACCCAAUCACAAUUCUCCAUCAACGUUCGCGAGCACUUUUGCAUCGCCCUUGCCAUCGCCACCUGGGGCCCACUCCUCACCGAUCCCCUCGGCCUUAAUACUGUGCACGUGGAAAUCCUCACGGACAACACUAGCGCCCUAGCAUGGUCCACUUCACUCGUCAGCAGCAACUCCUACAGUCAAGAACUCAACCGGUGGUUCGGUCUGCAUCAAGCGAUGCACCAACUGCACGUGUCAUCCCGGUACAUACAAGGGGUGCUUAACACCAACCCCGACCCAGGCUCGCGAGCACUUCGCGAACCAUAG